UUUGUUGAUCUUUUUUUACAGUUAUAAUUUCCUUUUUUGUAGUGAUGACACGGAAUAUGAAUUGGUUAACGAUUGUUGUUCUAACUUCAUUAGUGACGUCGUCUUUCCAAGAGGUAACCACACCAGAGUCAUAUGAUUAUACCCCAUCAAAUAGCACAUACGAAUACUCUUACGAUUAUGGCAGUGAGUAUGAAAGUAACUCAACGAUGAUUGAAGAAAAUUCUGAGGAGGAAAACUCGUUCAUGAUGACUGUAGAACAAAUAGGAAGCGGUGUUACAUCCAUACAGGGUCUAGUUGAUCAAAUUGAGGAUGCUCAAAACGCUGGCCAAACUUAUCUACAACUUCCUGAACAACUUGACCCUGCAAAGACAAACGUUACACUCGAGGUACGAUAG
Messenger RNA from Ciona intestinalis (vase tunicate), 395 nucleotides. The record is from RefSeq and is a predicted model, not a curated record. NCBI's taxonomy places the organism in Eukaryota, Metazoa, Chordata, Ascidiacea, Phlebobranchia, Cionidae.